This is a messenger RNA of Xenopus tropicalis (tropical clawed frog), 1182 nucleotides long. RefSeq names its product ras-associated and pleckstrin homology domains-containing protein 1-like. The annotation marks the transcript as partial. The transcript is spliced from 3 exons. The record is from RefSeq and is a predicted model, not a curated record. Lineage: Eukaryota; Metazoa; Chordata; Amphibia; Anura; Pipidae.
CCUCCUGCUCCCCCUCCUCCUCCUCUCCCUCCUCCUCCUCCCCCUCCUCCUCCUCCUCCCCCUCAGGAUAAAUCCAGGAAGAGAGCAGGGAGAGGGCGCUGGGCUGAGAUGGCAGCUGAGAGAGCUCCGAGCCGGAGAAAGCAGUGCAUAUUCCGAAAGGCUUUCCAGAGAUUCCCAUUUGGGAAAUGCGAGAGGAAAUCCAGGUCGAACAGCAGUUACGAUGUCUUCCAUGUCAGUCCGUUGCCCCCGACGGGGGAGAAGUGGUCCCCCACAGACACGGGCCUCUCUCCUGCAGCCCACCCCCAGCACUUCUCUCUAGAAGGGAUCAACGGCAACUUGAAUGGGCCGGUCCUUCCGAAACUGGAACUGGAUCAGAACUCCCAGGAAAUGAAACAUGUGGCCCUAAUCGAUAACUCCAGGUUUCACUUGGGGCAAAUUCCCAGCCCCGGUCCCUCCACCCAACUGCACCUCAACCAUCUACACCAUCUGCCCACUGACCCCCUCCAGGGAUUCCUAACUACCCCGGCUUUGGGCUCUCACUAUCCCAAUGGGUAUCUGUCUCCCAGCAACGAUGUCCGGCCCCCGUCUCCCAGUGACUCCAGUAUGGAAAUGGACGUGGAGAUCGACCCAGAGACAGGAGAAAGAGCGUUGGACUAGAAAGCGUUGGACUCCUUUCCUACAGGCCUAAGGCUGCUGAAUGUAGAAUAUGGCAGCCAGCCCUGGCUUGGUGGCAUUUGCUAGUGGUGGGAAGCUGAGGCCAGAACAAUGACGAUACUGAAGACCUGGGUCUCACCCAACCAUCUUACCUUGGCAUUUCAAGCAAAUAGUGACCAGAAGGGUUAUGGAAAAGCACGGAUUUGCCCUGGGUCCCUCAGCAACCAAUAAGACGUUGGCUUUUAUUAUAUUAAUUGCACUAGACAAGCUAAAGGUAACUGUUACUGGUUAUGUUACUGGGCCCAGUUUGGAGUGAAACCCACAAUGCCUCCCGGGGACAGUGUAACAUGGCGUUUUGGUGGCAGCGGCGGGAUCCUCGUACUCCUUGGGGGCAGUUAGGCAAUUUCACAUUGGCUCCGGGGCAACUUUCUUUUUUUUUUCUGUUCGGUUUGGAUUACAAAUGGCAGGAAUGUUUUUCUGCAGGUUGGAUAUUUUCCAGAUUCAUAAAGAUUUUUUUUUUUAAUUGUC